Messenger RNA from Tripterygium wilfordii, 2720 nucleotides. RefSeq names its product probable cytosolic oligopeptidase A. Gene Ontology annotation, molecular function: metalloendopeptidase activity. Lineage: Eukaryota; Viridiplantae; Streptophyta; Magnoliopsida; Celastrales; Celastraceae. Gene Ontology annotation, cellular component: chloroplast. Gene Ontology annotation, biological process: peptide metabolic process; proteolysis. The record is from RefSeq and is a predicted model, not a curated record. Bases 28 to 2454 code for a protein of 808 amino acids. The transcript has 17 exons.
CAAAAACAAAAAAGCCCAUAAAGAGAAAUGAGGAGUCAUGGAGUCCUAACAGCUAGUUUCCUUAUAAUCAACAUACUCAUGGCAAUGGCUUCUUCCCGUCUCUCCCUCUCUCGCUCGGUCCAUCCAAUCCUCAGACGACGCGCUCCGACGAAAGCCCUCUUUUGCCCUAUAAAAUCCCCCAAGUCUUUUCUCUGUCCCCUCUGGUCUUCCUCCUUCUCCUACUGCCUCUCCCACAAGUCAAAAACCACCUCCGCCACACUCUCUUUCUCGUCCUCCUCUUGCUGCUCGUCUCUCUCUGGUCCUCCUUCGAUGGCUGCUGCCGCUGUCGCCACUGCCACUGAUGCUGCUGUCGAUGAGGGUCUCCAGAACAACCCACUUCUGCAGGACUUCUACUUCCCACCCUUCGAUGUUGUCGAGGCCAAGCAUGUCCGACCUGGGAUUCGCGCUUUGUUGAAGAAACUGGAGAGUGAGUUAGAUGAAUUGGAGAGAACUGUUCAGCCAUCAUGGCCCAACUUGGUGGAACCUUUGGAGAAGAUUGUUGAUGGACUGACCAUCGUUUGGGGAGUUAUCAAUCAUCUUAAGGCUGUUAAAGAUAAUUCCGAACUCCGUGCUGCCAUUGAAGAAGUUCAGCCAGAAAAAGUUAAAUUUUUGCUUAGGUUGGGACAAAGCAAGCCAAUUUACAAUGCCUUUAAAGCUAUCAAAGAAUCCACCGACUGGCAUUCGCUGAGUGAAGCUCGCAAACGUAUAGUAGAGAACCAGAUAAAGGAAGCUAUUCUUAAUGGUGUUGCUCUUGAAGAUGCUAAAAGAGAGGAAUUCAACAAAAUUGAACAGGAGUUGGAAAGACUAUCUCAGAAGUUUGAUGAAAAUGUCCUGGAUGCCACAAAGAAGUUUGAGAAAUUAAUUUCUGAUAAAAAAGAAAUUGAAGGAUUGCCUGCUACAGCCCUUGGAUUGGCUGCACAGACAGCAGUAUCUAAGGGUCAUGAAAAUGCAACUGCCGAGAAUGGGCCAUGGAUAAUAACGCUGGAUGCCCCUAGUUUUAUGGCUGUCAUGCAACAUGCUCGAAACCGUAAUUUACGUGAAGAAGUCUACCGUGCAUAUGUAACCCGUGCCUCAAGUGGCGAUCUUGAUAAUACUCCAAUCAUUGAUCAAAUAAUAAAACUUAGAUUGGAAAAGGCUAAGCUCCUUGAUUACAAUAACUAUGCUGAGUUAAGCAUGGCAACAAAAAUGGCCACUGUUGAAAAGGCAGAAGAGCUCAUAGAAAGGCUUCGUAAAGCUUCUUGGGAUCCUGCAGUUCAAGAUAUGGAAGACCUUAUAAGUUUCUCUAAGAAACAAGGUGCAUUGGAAGCCAAUGAUUUGAGCCACUGGGACACCAGCUUUUGGAGCGAGAGGCUUCGUGAGUCAAAGUAUGAUAUCAAUGAGGAAGAAUUAAGGCCAUAUUUCUCAUUGCCAAAGGUCAUGGAUGGCCUUUUCAGCCUUGCGAACAAACUUUUUGGAAUAGAUAUUGAACCAGCUGACGGUCUCGCUGCUGUUUGGAAUAAUGAUGUUAAAUUUUAUUGCGUCAAAGAUUCAUCCGGUAGUCCAAUUGCGUACUUCUAUUUUGAUCCAUAUUCUCGUCCAUCUGAAAAAAGAGGAGGUGCAUGGAUGGAUGAGGUAGUUGCUCGAAGUCGAAUACUGUCAAGCAAUGGUACUUCUCCAAGGUUGCCCAUUGCCCACAUGGUGUGCAACCAGACACCACCAGUGGGUGACAAGCCAAGUCUCAUGACAUUCCGUGAGGUUGAGACUGUCUUUCAUGAAUUUGGCCAUGCCCUUCAGCAUAUGCUAACCAAACAGGACGAGGGCCUAGUUGCUGGGAUUCGUGGUAUAGAAUGGGAUGCUGUUGAGUUACCCUCUCAAUUCAUGGAAAACUGGUGUUACCACCGGGAUACUUUGAUGGGAAUUGCAAAGCACUAUGAAACUGGGGAGAAUCUUCCCGAAGAUGUAUAUUUGAAGCUGUGUGCAGCUAGGACGUUUCGUGCAGGCUCCCUUAGUCUUCGUCAGUUGAGAUUUGCAAGCGUAGAUUUGGAGCUGCACACAAGAUAUGUGCCUGGGGGAUCAGAAUCCGUUUAUGAUGUUGAUCAGAGGGUUUCGAGAAAAACCCAAGUGAUCCCUCCGCUGCCAGAGGAUAGGUUCCUUUGCGGUUUCAGCCAUAUAUUUGCAGGUGGUUAUGCAGCUGGAUAUUACAGCUACAAGUGGGCGGAGGUGCUAUCUGCGGAUGCUUUUUCAGCAUUUGAGGAUGCUGGCUUAGAAGACAGCAAGGCUGUUAAAGAAACAGGCCACAAGUUCCGGGAGACCAUUCUUGCUCUCGGGGGUGGAAAAGAUCCAUUGGAGGUUUUUGUGGCAUUCAGAGGACGUGAACCUUCACCGGAGCCAUUGCUCAGACAUAACGGCCUAUUACCAGUGACCAGCGCAGCGUGAAUUAUAAAAUGUUCAAUUGUUAUUCACCACCAUGGAUUGGGAAGAACUUAGCUUUUUAUUUUCAUCUGGAUUUUAAAGUUAUAUGAUAUAUCCUGCCUUUGGUGGCUGAAUUCAUGAUCAGAUAGUGAUCCUUAUGGUGUUUUGGCAAUUGUUGGAUCCACUCAGAUAGAUGGGGUUUUCUUGAGCUCCACAAGCGCUAAAAAAUAAUAGAAUUCAUGCGUUAUGAUAAGAUGGCUUAGCUAGGUGAAGACAGCCUUAAAAAAUAA